AACCAUCAAUGAAAACUUAACGAAGGUGUAAUGAAUGUGUGGCAUCGUUUCGUAUGACAUUGUGCGUAGCCAGUUUGAUUUCCGCGCAUUGCUCCCAUCUUGUCGUCUUUUGACGCACGCGCCUCGUGACUCAAGCAGACAUCCAGCUCUUUGGUAUACGUACUGCUACAUGCACCUGUCACGGUGACAAGUCGGUGGGUGCUUCAAAUCAAAACAAGGUCUACUCUCCUUCAUUGGAAAUCAAAUUGCAGCACCAUUCUGACUUUGCAGAGUUUUCAGGAGCAACGGCGGCAAAAUGCCUCUCAACACAGAUAUAUCAGCAGCGCUUCUUUUGCUGGAGCAGGUCCAAGAGCGUGUUGAGGAGUGUGAUGAUCCAAAGCUUCAAAUGCAUACAAGCCAAGACUUAAAAGCGUUGAUUUCUCUCUUGGAGGAUCCGGUCUUUCGAAGCAUCGUAACUAUUCAAGAUUCACUAACAGAUUUGAACUCUCAGCUCGGUCAGCAUCCCUCGAUUCUCCCGGGAGAUUUUGAUAUCAAUCUCGGAGGUCAGCUGGAGCUUUCGCUUCCCACUGCACCAGCACAAUCACUUGGCCCAAACAUGUAUCAAGAUAUGUAUCAAGACAGCAGCGAACUAGAUGACCAAAGAGUUCCAGUUGCUAGACUUGUCCACAGCAGUAGUGAAGACACCAGUGCACAGGUAACGAGUCCGAGUUUGGCAUCGGAAGAUAUAAACAUGCCCCCGAUAACGACUCCGACUUAUGCCAAAGAAUUCCAGAAGGUUAUCGAGGCUGCUUCUAAAGGGCGUCAGACUUACACAGUUCAGCUGUACAAACCUGAGGGAACAAGCUUGGGAUUCAGCGUCGUAGGGCUUCGCAGUAAAGAUAAAGGCGAGCUCGGGAUUUUUCUUCAAGAGAUUCAACCAAACGGGAUCGCAGGCUGCUGCGACGGCCGUCUCGUAGAGGGCGAUCAGAUAUUGGCGAUAGAUGGACAACCCUUGGAUUCUAACAUCUCCCACGAACAGGCGAUCUCAAUACUUCAGAAAGCCCGGGGCCUUGUUGAGCUAGUCGUUGCCAGAAGCGCCCAAGAAGUUGGGAGCUCGUUGACGCCGGAUGAGUUGUCCGGGGCUUCUAAUUCGACAGCGACAGCAGGAGGAACUUCCGGUGUCGUUGGCGGUAUCGGUGCUGGAAGUCAAACACACUCUGAAAAGGAUACUCAAUCGGUCGGUUCGAUCUCCGUAUCGACGGCAAUAUCUUCUAUCGCCACCGCCGCCACAGCACCUGCAACAUCGAGCAUUUCGAGCGUCACGGCUACCGCCCACACCCCAAAUUCAACUGCUGCAGCUGGUCUUAUCGUCGAACGGAGUCCGUCCGCGGUCAGCGACGCCUCAAGGACUGGCUCUGACAUGGUGCUGAACACGGAGUGGGCGCAGGUUGAAGUGAUCAAUUUGAUCAACGAUGGAAGCGGUCUUGGAUUUGGAAUCAUCGGCGGACGGAGCACCGGAGUCGUCGUCAAGACCAUUCUACCAGGGGGUGUCGCCGAUCGCGAUAAUAGACUCCAGAGUGGGGACCAUAUCCUCCAGAUCGGAGAUGUCAAUCUCCGAGGAAUGGGAAGCGAGCAGGUUGCAGCGGUGUUGCGUCAAUCGGGAACUCAUGUACGACUCGUCGUCGCUCGUCCCGUCGAACCGACGUCUCCGGAUUACCAGGCACUCGGAAGCCAUGCUCCAAUUGUUCCCACAAGGAUCCUCGGUGAUCCUGACGAAUUGGAAAGACACCUUAUUCAUAACGCCCCUGAAUCUUGCGACCGUAAUGUCACGACCGGAGAUACAAAUUACGACAACGGAUACAUGUACUCUCAGGAACCGGAGAUCGAGAUGCACGCAAGACCAGGUCUCAUCAUGGACGUUGUUAGAAAUCCAGUUCCCGUCGCCGCUGUCCCUGUUAUUCCAAUUACUCCAGUUUCUCAGGUACAAAAUUUACCGGUCAUUUCAAUGGAUCCAUUGGACGUCGGAAGUCUGCCGGAAAUGGAGAGAUUCACGGUCGAGCUUAAAAAGGACAUUUAUGGCCUUGGAAUCACCAUCGCCGGAUACGUCUGCGAAAAAGAGGAGUUGUCCGGGAUUUUUGUUAAAAGUAUAAGCGAGGGAAGCGCCGCCGAUUUGAGCAAUAAAAUCCAGAUAAACGAUCGCAUAGUGGAAGUCGACGGUCACUCCCUCCAGGGAUACUCAAACCACGAAGCCGUCGAAGUAUUGAGAAGUACGGGGCAGAGCGUCACUCUAUGCCUCGAAAGAUAUCUUCGUGGACCAAAGUACGAAACACUUCAACAGGCUAUUGCUGCCAGCGAACAAGGACCCCAGCAACCCGGAUCCCCGUCAAUAGCGAGCUUACCAGGCUUUCCAAUUAGUGCGGACACGAACGAAAUCGAACCGGAGGGCGAAUCGCAUACUACCGUCGAUAGCGCCGUUAUGCACGAAAGGGAUCGCGAGGAUUCCGAAGAACCUGACGAAGCUUCGAACGUUGAAGCACUUCUUAGCGAUCCUUCGACCGAGUUGACCCCGCAGAUUAGAGCCUCCAUCAAGGCCAAAUGGCAGAAGAUCGCCGGACCAGAUACGGAGAUUGUUGUCGCACAGCUGAAAAAAUUCGCGGAAGGAAGUGGCUUGGGAAUUAGUUUGGAAGGUACGGUCGACGUUGAAGAUGGACAAGAAGUACGACCUCACCAUUACAUCAGAUCCAUACUCCCGGAGGGACCAGUAGGACAAAACGGCUGUCUGAGAAGCGGAGAUGAACUUUUGGAGGUAAAUGGAUAUCGUUUGCUUGGAAUUAAUCACAUGGAAGUAGUUAGUGUACUCAAGGAGUUGCCGCUUCACGUUCGCAUGGUUUGUGGAAGAAACAUCGCUUCGCAAGAUCCGCUUUGUCCCAUCGAUACUGCUCAACAUCAGGCUGCUUUUCAGACCAGAAGUAUUCUCGGUGGUUCGCUUCAAAAUUUAUUACCAGCGAUGGAUCGUUUGGUGAAGGCAAAGUCCGACGGCUCGUUGGCUUCGACAACAACAACGGCUACGGUCACCGACGCCAGUCUAAGCAAAAUGAAAUCACGCUCGCUCGAACCUCUGACUGGUCUUGCUAUGUGGAGCUCAGAGCCGCAAAUUAUCGAGUUGGUUAAAGGAGAGAGGGGCCUUGGGUUCUCGAUUCUGGACUAUCAGGAUCCGAUGAACCCCAAUGAAACUGUGAUAGUAAUUCGCUCACUGGUGCCUGGGGGUGUGGCUCAAGUUGACGGUCAAUUGAUCCCCGGCGAUCGACUGUUGUUCGUCAAUGACAUUGCCCUUGAGAACGCUACGUUGGACCAGGCGGUGCAAGCGUUGAAGGGUGCUCCUAAGGGGACCGUGCGCAUCGGAGUAGCCAAACCAUUGCCUAUCCCAGAUAGCAUUGCCCAGCUCGUCACGCCGAUCUGCAUCGUCAGGAGAAGUAGAAGCCUACCAGAUGACAGUGAGUCGACUAAUCAAGCGCCGGAACUCGUCGACCUCGCUGACCUCAACGACCUCACCUCAUCCAAAUCAGGAGCGAGCGGUAACUCAAUCGACAAACAUGACCCGGAUGCGGACGAGGACGCCGAUCAGUUCGAAGACGCAUCUCCGCUGACUCCUGUCCACUCACCGAAGAAAAAGACGAGUGUACUGCCCGCGCAGAAUACGGUUACGUCAGCGAUCUCCUCCGAGUCAAAGUCCGACAAAUGUUCAGGUGACAAAACUCCCUCGUCAGGUAAAAGUAGUCCCGCAGCGGUGGUUCCCCUGCGAGGCGAUCAUCCCACCCGGGACUUGCUUCUAUUUACCGACGGCGUCGUUCCCGUGGUGAACGUGACGAUAUUGGGCGAAACGAAAACGCCGGAAUCCAAAGCGACGCAGCACCGCCGUCACCGUGAUAAAAAUGAAGGGGACUUCGAAAGACGCUUGGAAACCGAACGAGAGGAGAUCGCGAAAAAUUUUUCAAUCUACGACACGGGACCUUCGACCUCGACGUAUUGUCAGGAGAGGAGAAAGAGCGUGAAACGCCAAGGGAGUCUCGUUAAGGAAAAAACGGCUGACACUAAAUCAGGGAAAAUCAGCGAACGGAGUAACUCGAACAAGGGAGACGACGCUGCUAAGGGCCCUUCGCAGUCCCCUGACGAUCCUGAACGGAAAAUUAUGACCGCAGAUACGAUAAUGCCGGAAACCGCGUUAACGUCGCCGCAAAUACCGCCGGGCGAAGCGAUCGAAGAGACUCGAAAGAGCGUCAGAGACGUCGACGAUACCGCGAGGAGGAUGGCCAAGGAACGUAGAAAGAGUCUCAAGGAGCAGAAGAGCAUCGAGAGGGUCAACGAGUACCUCGCCAAGCACGGUGUGGACGCGGACGUUACCGCGGAAAGGAGAAAGAGCCUGAAAGAAAUGCGCCCGUUGCAACUGCAGCAAGUCGUCGUACCCGACAGAAGACAGUCGUUGGCGAUUGACGUAGGACUUUUACAAGCGUCAUCGGAAAGGAGGAAAAGUCUCACGAAACAAGAAAAGUUCGAGGUACCACCCGAUGCACAGGAUCAGCGGAUCGCGGUGUCCGAUGGAAUCGCGAACGAAGAACAAAGCCUUUCCGGAGCAUUCGAAGAACGAGGUGUCUCGACUACCGUGAGAGCGAACGUGGUCAUCAAACGUCCCGAAGAUUUGAUAACUCCGGCACCGGAAAUUGCGACACCCGGCUCGUCCUGUUCAACGAUUAAACAAAGUCCGGAUAACGCGGAAUCGCGGAGAUCCGUCUGCAGCAGGCGAAGUUCUUUGAAGAGAAAAGAGAGUCCGGCGGUUGUUGGAAGUUCUUUUGAAAAUGAGUUGGAACCGAGGGGAAUGAUUUCUCCGUUAGAGGGUGAGAAGAGAAUUAAAGAAGUGAAGAUAAGAGAGAACGUGGAGGAAAUAUUGUUCGAGGAUAAUUCGAACGAGCAAGUGACCUCCAUACCAGAAGUGCAGUUGGUACGUGCGAAAAUAAUUUCGGCCGAAGAAGCGGCGGCAAAUGUGUCGAGCAGAGUUUCGAACACCAAAGUUGAUUUGAAAUCGCCACCGGAGAUCGUGAACGUCUGUUUGGACGUUAAUCAGGACAAGUUGAACGUUUGCAAAACGAAAAUUAAGAAGGCCGCUUCGUCCGCCGAAGAGUCCGAAGACGGCCUCCUGAAUUUACCCGGACUCACGAAAUCGACUUCGGAAAAUAUUCUCGUCGAAACCGAAGAGGAUAACAACACGAUAUCCGGUAAGAAUUUCAAGCCAGAUAUACUCAUGGACCUAUCGAAGGUUCCAGACGAGGAGAAGGAGCUCAAAGAUAAAUCCAAAGACGCCGUGAAAUCACCUAAGGAUAAACGACUUCUGAGCAGAGUUGGCAGCGAAGGGUCGAAGAAAGUUCAGGACGUUAAACUGUCUUCGGUUAUCCCCUUCCCCUCAGCGUCAACGGUGUUUUCCAGUGCUGCUGCAUCGCCAACGCCAACGGCAGUGCCCCAAAAAAUGUCAACGACGUGUAAAGAUAAGACAGAAGUUACGUCGACUCCGUCUCGCGAACCCUCACUCCGUCUCGAAAAUAGAGGCGAGGAUUCCACCGUUACGAUUAAAACAGUGAAUGAGUUUGAUGUUGAAAAUAUUCGUGUCAGUGAACAAAAACCCAUCGCCAAUUGUCCCGCUGCCCGGCUAUCGGAGGGUCUUGUGGAUACGAUCAUUUGUGAAUCUGACGAAAUAACCGAGGAAUCAACGAGGGAAACCGAUCUUCGGGCUGAUUCGGGGCCCGCACGUCCGGUGCCGGAAAGCUCGCCGAUAAGGACAGUCGAUCGGAGCGACGAGACAACCUGCGAAAAAGAAGAAACUUCACCCGCGCCAGAGACAAACGGGAAGUCGGACCUUCCGCGGCCAAAAGGUUCUCAGCCAAAUGUAGUAUCGACGGUAGAAGAUAACGCGGCUAAGACCGGUGCGAGCGAGACGAGGAGGCCGGAAUUUGUGACGAAAACUGUGUACAAAAGCGAUUUUCCUUUCACGAAGAAAAACGAGUGCGCUUACAAAAGCGUUAACCAACGACUCAGGGAGAGGGAGUUCAGUGGAUCUUUUUCAGCGAAAACAAGUGAGCCUUUCGUAUCUAAACUUCAGCAGCCGAGACAUCAGUUGGAUACGUCUAAUACUGUGAUAAACGAAUCAGUUUCCGCAGGACAUCAGAGGGUACAGCAGAUACUCACGACAGACAAAGAGGCCGAAGAACAGCGACAAAAAGCUUUGGAAAAGCAGAGGGAACACGAAAAGUUUUUACAGCAGAGGCGAACCCUUAUAGAAGAGGAAAGCGGUACGCAGAUAUCAGCGAGGGAGGAAGACACACUCAUUGGGAAACAGCACUCGCUCGAGUACCAGAGUCAGACUUUAGAAGCGAGACUAGAAGGACUCGAGGAGGCGUUAGGAUCUUUGGAAAGUUUGUCGGAGAACGCAAGCGAAGGGAAGCGAGAAUCCGGCGACCUUGAGAGGGUCGUAGCUAAGGUCGUAGAGAAGGUUCCGGUUGUCGCGGAGAAACGAGAGGCCGAAACUCAGACUCAACAGGAGACGAAAAGCACCCAGUGCGGUCCCGACGAGCUGAUAUUCGAGGGUGGUUUAAAAUCUCACAGCUUAUCGAGUCUAGCCGAGAGCCCCGAGUACUCCGGCAGCCCGCGUAAGGAGGUCCAAACUCAGACCCAGGGAGAAACAAAGGGGACUCAGUGCGGCCCCGACGACUUGGCCGAAACAUUCUCCCAACUGAAAACGUUCUUUCGACAAAAAAGCUUCACGAACUCGUUAGCCUCGAUCGGCAGUCCCAAAAGAGAAGUCGAGGUACAGACCGAACUCGAGUCGAAAAGCGUUCAGUGCACCCCCGAGGAUAUUCCAGACAGUCCUCACAGAUCGUCGAUUUUUUUUCGACGAAACGCCAACUACUCGCAAAAAUCUUCGGACAAUCUAAAGAGGGAAGUCGAGGUUCAGACGUACCAGGAAUCGAAGGAGACGCAAUUCGCUAGCGAAGAUCUUCCGCGGAUCGAAAGCAGCCCCCCCGUAAGGACAUCGUCGGUGACCUUCCAGGAGCUCAAAGUCGAACUCAAUCCCGCUACAGAUCCCGCUCAGGGCACUUCGUUAUACUCUUCUUCGCCAAUCAUCGUCUUGGUAGACGGAAGAACGGACAUGACUGUCACUCACAAUUACAAGGACAAAGAUGGUAAUGUCGUCUGGGCGAAACACUGGGGACCUGAGAGGAUGGUCGAAAUUUAUCGAGAGCCAAAAUCGAGCCUCGGACUCAGCAUCGUCGGCGGAAAGGUCGAUCUUUACCACGGAGGACCGAACACUUCGCAAAACAUUUCUGGGAUAUUCAUCAAAAAUGUUCUGCCGAACAGUCCGGCAGGAAGGACCGGCGACCUCAAGACUGGGGAUCGGAUAAUAGAAGUGGAUGGCGUCGAUCUCAGAAAUAGCACCCACGAUCGAGCUGUUCAGGCGAUUCAGGCCGCCGGGAAUCCGGUCUGUCUGCUGGUGCAGUCUCUCGUCCAUUUGAGUCCCGACGUGGAGAGAACGACUUCCUCUUCUCAUGACUCCGAAGAUAAUACAGGCGGAAGAGGCGUAAGAAGACAGGGUACGAGGGGACACGGAGCCAUCGUAGGAGCCGCUCCGGCUACCCCCACAACUUCGUUCAGGCGAAAACCACACGGAGUUUCUCCCUCGCGGACGAUCACCCCGGAAUUAAUUCAGGAAGGGAUCGAAAGUGAUGCGAGGCAGGGUAGAUCGGAUUACAGAAGACAGUCCACCAAAAAUGAUACCGAUGGCGCGGGACCCAGCACUAGGAGAUCCUCCAUGAAACAAUCUCUCAGAAAGAAGGCCCCUUCGCCUCCUCAGGGUGCUGGUAUCCUUCGAGAGGUUAGCGAGGAGCAAGAGGAUCAAUCUCAGAAACCUAAGGGCGGCGCGAGUUCCUCGAAACCAAAGUAUUCUUCGGACGAAAGUUCGGACGAAGAGGACACCAGAGACUUGGAGGGAAAUGUCUACACGAAAGCCGGGUUCGAGAUAUCGAGAAAGAGCGCUGGAAAUGUUAAGAGAACGAGGGAGGAAAUCGAAGCGGAUCCAGAGCAGGAAGACGAAUUUGGCUACACUGCGAAAAAAAUCAAGAAGCGGUACGAUUCCCUCGGGCAUCCGGUGGUCAUGGUUAAGCUGGAGAAGGACAGAAGAGGACUCGGUAUCUCUUUGGCGGGGCACAAAGAUCGAAACCGAAUGGCCGUCUUUGUGUGCGGAUUGAACCCCAAGGGAGUCGCUCACAAGACGGGGGGCUUGCUCAUCGGCGACGAGAUUCUCGAGGUGAACGGUACCGUCCUCCAGGGAAGAUGUCACCUGAACGCGUCGGCCCUGAUCAAGGGAAUGGCGGGACCCUGUUUCAAAGUUAUAGUUGUCCGGAGAUCGUCGGCGGUUAAUGACCUCGCGGUUAAACCGAUAGUCCAAUUUCCACCGACUCUAGACGAUGAUGAUCCUGACAGAUUCAAUCAUUACAAGGGAGUGAGAACAGUGUCGAUAAAGAAGGGUCAGUAUGGCUUGGGGAUCAUGAUAAUAGAAGGGAAGCACGCGGAGGUUGGCCAAGGAAUAUUCGUGUCCGAUAUCCAGGAAGGAAGUGCCGCGGAACAGGCCGGACUUCAAGUCGGUGACAUGAUCCUUGCGGUCAAUCUGGACUGCUUACUCGGGUCGAGCUACGACGAGGCGACCGGAUUGUUGAAAAAAACGGAAGGCGUUGUGACGCUGACGGUCUGCAAUCCGAACCAGAGUAAGGUAGCGAAAGAAGAAGAGGACAGAGCCAAGGGUAUAGAUCCAGCCGCAAACGGAGAUCCAUCCAAACCUAAAGAACCUGAGAAACCGAAAGAACCCGAACCACCGAAGGAUCCGAAGGACUGCGAAAUAUCCGUGGGAAGAGAAACAACAAUCGAAUUCCCUAAGGAUAAGGAUAAGGGGAUUGGCCUCAGUAUAGCUGGGGGCACAGGCACACCUCUGGGCGGUAUCGUGAUCAUUGAGGUAUUCCCCGAAGGCGCCGCAGCUAAAGAUGGCCGAUUAAAACCCGGAGAUCAGAUUAUAGAGAUGUGUCACGAGAGUUUCAAGGCGAUAGAACACGCAAAGGCUCACGAAGCGAUUCUCAAAGCCAGCAGCACGAUACACAUGAUCGUAUUGAGGGAAGAGAAACCUCCAGACGAAUUCGAUGUCGAACUUCCGAAAAAGUCAGGUAAAGGAGUCGGACUAUGUCUGACAGGAUUUAAGAGCGGAAAAGGGGCCUACGUAUCGGACAUGUUGGCCGGAGGAAGUGCUCUCGAGUCUGGUAAAAUUAUGAAAGGUGAUCGAGUGGUCGCCGUCGGUGGUCAGGACGUCCGGGAAGCUCCUGUCGAAGACAUUGCUCUUCAUGUGAAAGUAUCUAACCCGGUGCAGCUCAAGCUGGCCAGGUACACGGCCGUCAAGCAAUGACAGGGUUCUGCUGGCGGAACCCAGAGUCAGUAUCUCACCCCGAGAAUCGCAUCUUGUCGUUAUAGGGGAUCCUAGUGUGAUAUACAACUAGUUAAUAAUAUAUAUAAUUUAUAAAUUAUUAAAAAUGAACCAUAAAAAGUGAAAAAAAAAACAAAAAUCAACUUAAUCGAUUUGUAAUAUAGUAAUAGAAUAUUAUGUAUUAUACAUAAUUGUUAUAUUUUUACUCGCCCAAUAAUUUUUUGUCUGUCGAAAAAAAAAAAUUGUAGUGACGAUUAUGUAUUAUAUAUACAAUAGCAAUAAUCGUCGAUAAUGCCAAAUGGGAGAAACAAAAAUUUCUUAAACCAAAAAGAAAUGAUUUCACCCGACUUACGGUGCAGAGAGUUGAAAAUUUCGAUCAGAUUUUUUUUCUCUUUCUCAAACAUGAAAAGAAGAAAGAAAAUACGAGUAUCAUUCCUUGACUUGGAUUUCGUAAAAUUACUAAUCCGAACCGAAAUCUAAUCUUUAUUUUCGCAAUAGCAAAGGGGAGUAAAUUCUCUAGAACCAUAUUGCCAGAUGAUAAUUAAUUAAUUGAUUAAAUAAUCGAUUAACCGACGAUGUUUAUCUAGUUGUAGCGAUAACUGUAUAACGUAAUGUGUAAUGUACGUGUUUUCAUACUGUUGAGGUUGUAAAAGCGUUGAUAUAUAUUCUCUAGUUGAAACCGGUAUUUAAAAUACCUUGUUAACGUAGUUAAAUUUACAAUCUAUUGAAUAUAAAUUAUUCUAGUCUGUAGGCUAGGUUUUCAGAAAAUGUCGUAUAUUAUAUACCAUACUAUAUACUUAUAUAUGUAUAUAGUAAAACAAAGAAAUUAAAUUUGAUAUAACACGUUAGAAGAGGAAAAACUGCAAGUCAUCUAAAGUAUUUUUAAGGAAUAAUUACUAUUCUUGAAAAACAAAAAAUAGUAAUAAUCAAGAAGAAAAGAAUUUUUAUUAAUAAUAAAAUUUAACAAAAAUAAAUUACAAAAGAAUAAAGUCUUAGCUAUAUAUCUAUAAAAUUAUAACAAAUCUAACAUAAAUAUGUAUAUAGCCAACUGUUUACAAUGCAUUUUAUUAUUUAUAGAUCACAGCGCAAGAUGUGUAGUUGCGACCGUUGAAAACAAGAAAAACUAAGAAUAAUAUUAAAUAAAAUGUACACGUAAAUCUAUACAUUCAUAAAUGUAAUAUAAUAUUCCCAUUAUUAUGCAUAAUAGUCUAAUGAAAAUACAUCUGUAAAUCUCUAACGAGUUUGCGAAGGAGAAAGAAAAAAAAAUUCAUAACGUAUCUAGUCAUAUUAUACAUAUAUCGAAUUAUGCAAUUUUAGUGCUACGCGAAAUAAUCCGAGGGAAUAACGUGUAAUUAAACAAAUUACCAGCGUAUUGAUUUUAAUAAAUCAUUAAUGAUGAAAAAAAGUCUUGUAGUAUAUCGAUGAAAAAUAAUACAUUUAAAAUAGACAACGCUGAAAAAGACCGAAAAUGCGUGACUAUCGCUCUAUUAUACCCUAUGAAUAAUAAUAAUUAAUAAAAUAGUUAGGAUGAAAAAAAAAUAUUUUCGCACUGAAGCGAGUAUUUUAAAGAAAAUAAAUAGCGACGGCUUAUUUCUCUACCCUAAUAACUAAUGAAUAUGAAUUAUUUACUGAAAUACGCGCACGUAGUACAACUAUAUGGAAUCCAUAGUUCCGUACGUAGCCAGUUCGAACGUCUGCUUGCCUAAUAUUUUUUUUCCAUAAUGCAAUUGAAGCUGCAAGAUUCAUCUCGUUAAUUUUUGUUGUUCUUUUUGGAUGUUCAUUUGAGUUUGAGUUCUAUUAGUUUCAAAAAUUUCGUUGGCUUAUUGCAAAUUAUUUGAUCGAUGUAUAAUUUCGAUAACUAAUGGGGAGAGAACUUUGCAAUCCAAGGUGAAAUCCUUGGACGUAAAACAAGAAAGGUAAAAUGGAAAGUCGUAAACGUAUUUUUAUUUUUCAUUUUUUUUGUGUAUUUUGAAUGUAAGUUAUGAGAAUAGCUGGUGGUGAAUCGAUCACAAGUAAAAACAACAGAAUUAUAAUGUGAUAUGAGAUUAUAAAAGAUGGGUAGGAGAUAAACCUAAUAAAAUUAUAGAUUAUUAUGAAUAAUGAAAAUUGGAACGAGACGAUGAAAGAUAUUGAAUAUCAGAAGUUGACGAUAGUCUGACCACGCUAAAUUGCAAUUUUAUCCGAUACGUCCAUUCUUUCGAAGAACAGUAUGUAUGUACAUAACGUAAUAACUGUAUUUGUAGUUAAUUGUAAUAGGUUCUCAUAAUUAAUUGCCGAUUAUUUAAUUAGCAAAAUAUUAAUACGCGUAUAAAUGGCCGUACGUUAUAUGUAUGUAUAGACGAAUUAUCGCCUAUCUUAUACGUGUAUUAUUGAUUAUGUUGUUAAGUACAGCGAAUGAAUGCAGAAAUUAUCACAAAAUCGUAUGACUGAAAUUAGUGAAAUUAAAUUCAGAUUAUGAUAUGUAGUAUAUGCGUUGUAUAGAAUGUGAAUGAUCCCGUGCACCGAACGUCGUAUGAAGCCAGUUACAGACGAUUAGGAUAUUAAUUAUAAUAUUCAAAUAUAUAUAGUCAUUAAAAUGUUAAGAAUCUUUAGAUAGAUAAUACAUAUUCCGCACUUUAGCCUUAUCCAAAUUAUAUGAUACAUAUACAAAAUACAUAAAUAUAUAUUAUGUAGUUAAGCUCGGUUUAUAUUAUGAGUAUUAUAUAAUUCGUGAGGAAUUAAAAUAUUUUCAUGUUUUCACAGCUGGAGAAAAAUUUUUGUCCGCUUUCAAUUGUGGUACUAUGAAUAUCGAUCGGCUAAAUUUGCCUGGGCAAUGACCACACGGUUAAUAUUAAAAUGAAAUGGAUGGACGAAAAGAUCAUCGGGUUAUUAUUAAUAGUGAUGACAAAAAUGACAUUGUUAAUGAUAAUUAAUGAAUAAAAGAUUAUAUUAACGGUGA
This is a messenger RNA of Athalia rosae (coleseed sawfly), 12428 nucleotides long. RefSeq lists its product as uncharacterized. Gene Ontology annotation, molecular function: protein binding. Lineage: Eukaryota; Metazoa; Arthropoda; Insecta; Hymenoptera; Athaliidae. Bases 296 to 9472 code for a protein of 3058 amino acids. The transcript has 39 exons. The record is from RefSeq and is a predicted model, not a curated record.